This is a messenger RNA of Mya arenaria, 1507 nucleotides long. RefSeq lists its product as uncharacterized. The transcript is spliced from 4 exons. Lineage: Eukaryota; Metazoa; Mollusca; Bivalvia; Myida; Myidae. The record is from RefSeq and is a predicted model, not a curated record. Gene Ontology annotation, molecular function: protein binding. The coding region runs from base 836 to 1507 and encodes 223 amino acids.
UUGCAUGAAUAACUCAUGUGAUAAUCGGCUUAGUUGUAUGCACAAUUUAACCUGUCAGCUAUAUUUUACUUUUUAUAUUAUAAAUUACACCUAGGUUGGUAAAAUAUAUCGAACACCGACACUCACCAUCAGAGAACGUAAUAUGUUAAGAGUGCUAGAUUCCUUAUACCGAACUCUUCGACCUUAUGUAAACGUUGGUUGUUCUGAAAGAAUGUUUGAGUUGUUGACAGGGGAUAUAAAUGUCUUAUUUAGAAAAACAACCACAGAUCAACUCGCUUUGUCAUUCUCAAUUCUACUUUAUUAACUCAUUUCAAUGCAUACAUGGAUAAAGAAGGUGGACUUUCAAUAAAAUAUUAAAGGGUUUGUUUGAAAUAAAAUCACCAUUUCAUAAUGAAAAAAAACAUCACUUUUGCAUGUAAAUACACAUAUUUUGUUCAUUAGAAAUAAGAAAUCCGAAGAAAACGAAAAAUUAAGAUUUGAACAGGAUCUGUGCAAAACAAUGCACCAGCAGAACGAUUUGACCAACAAGCUUAAACACGACUGAUCAGCAAUUUAAAUGGAACGCAUAGAUACUGAUCUAUUUUUAGUAUCUUCUGAAAACAUGACUAAGUAAGGCUGUUAUCUCAAAAUCCAAUAGAAACUGUUCUAUUUUGAGUGUUUUGUGAAAACAAGUAUCAAGUAAACGCGCUAUAACAUAUUACAAUCGCAGUUUCGUAACAAAAUACUUCAAUUUCCAAAGUGUAUUUGUAUUACUAGGGAUUACACAAACGUGAACAAAGUUAAUACAAACCAGUCGAUGAAUUAAUGAUAUAUAAAUACAGAACGUAAGAGUAAAAUGGACAGCGCAAAGGGUGAAACAAAAGACGCUGAUGUAAAAUGUGAAGCCGAUACAAAGGAAGAAAAUACGGAGAAAAACACAUGUCCAAAAAGUACAAACCAGCCAUUUUUCGAAGGCAAGCAGCUCCGCAAGGACCGAGAUUUUGGAAUAUUCGGAGAAAGUUCAGGUUUGGCAGACGUAUAUCUAUUUGUUGAGGAGGAACCAAUUCCUGUUAUUAAAGCUGUCCUCAGUAUUGCUUCUCCUGUCUUCAAUGCGAUGUUUAAAGAUGAUUUCAAAGAAAAGGACCAAGUUUGGAUACCACUACCUGGAAAGAGACUUGAGGCUGUGUUGAUACUACUGAAGUGCAUAUAUCCUAAUAUUGCACAUAAGUUAUCAGGUGGAAAAUUGUUAGAAAGCAUUGAAGCCUUUUGCCAAAAAACAAUCCGAGCUCCGGGGACGCUUUUGUUCGAAGUGAAUCCGAAAAAAGUCCCACAAAACAGCAGAAGACACAUGCGAGGAUUGCGACUUGCCUAUGCAUUUGCUUCUAAAGAUUCUGACAUUUUGAGAAAUGCUGUUAUGGCGGUCAGAAGGGACAAAAAAAGUUCGUACUGGUGUUGUGACGACGAAUUUGAUUUGCUGCCAGAGAAGAUCAAGCGAGAUCUUAAUGAUGUUAUGGUUCCUAAAUUUUAA